UCGGGGCCCCGGAGGAGGCGAUGGUGCCCGGCGCGGGCCCCGGCGGCCGGUGGGCGCCGCGACAGGCCGGCCCGUGGGGCGCCGCUGCUGGGCCAGGCCGCGACGGAGCUCCCGCAGCGGCCACGGGCUGAGACGCGUCCUCGCCGAGCAGAGCACGCCUGCGUGACUUCCUGCGCCUCCCCCGUGGCCUUCCUGGUCCUCCCCGGUGACACUAUGCAACCCCGGCGCCGCCACCUGCGAGGCCUCUGGCUCCUGCCGCCCUCCUGGUUCCUGCUGCUCCUGGAAGUGGUCAGAGCCGGCCGGCCCGGGGUGAGCUGCCCCGCCGCCUGCCUGUGCGCCAGCAACAUCCUCAGCUGCUCCAAGCAGCAGCUGCCCAACGUCCCCCACUCCUUGCCCAGCUACACCGCGCUCCUGGACCUCAGCCACAACAACCUGAGCCGCCUGCGGGCCGAGUGGACCCCGACGCGCCUCACCCACCUGCACUCCCUGCUGCUGAGCCACAACCACCUGUACUUCAUCUCCUCCGAGGCCUUUUCCCCGGUCCCCAACCUCCGCUACCUGGACCUGUCCUCCAACCAGCUGCGGUCGCUGGAUGAGUUCCUGUUCAGCGAGCUGCAGGCCCUGGAGGUGCUGCUGCUGUACAACAACCACAUCGUGGCCGUGGACCGCUGCGCCUUCGACGACAUGGGCCAGCUGCAGAAACUCUACCUGAGCCAGAACCAGAUCACGCGCUUCCCUCUGGAGCUGGUCAAGGAAGGCGCCAAGCUCCCCAAGCUCACCCUCCUGGAUCUCUCCUCCAACAAGCUCAACUUCCUGCCCCUGUCCGACCUGCAGAAGCUGCCCGCCUGGGUCAAGAACGGGCUGUACCUACACAACAACCCCCUGAACUGCGACUGUGAGCUCUACCAGCUCUUCUCCCACUGGCAGUACCGGCAGCUGAGCUCCGUGCUCGACUUCCAGGAGGAUCUCUACUGCAUGAAGGCCAAGGUGCGCCACAGCGUCUUCCACCUGGGCUUCCUCAACUGCAGCGAGUACAAGGAGCGCGCCUGGGAGGCCCACCUGGGCGACACCCUGACCAUCAAGUGUGACACCAAGCAGCAGGGCAUGACCAAGGUGUGGGUCGCUCCCAACAGCGAGCGGGUCCUGGACGAGGCGGCCAACGGUUCCGUGACGGUGUCCAAGGACGGCAGCCUUCACUUCCGGCAGGUGCAGGUGGAGGACUCGGGCGUGUACACCUGCCACGCCAUGGGGGAGGCUUUCAACGAGACUCUGUCCGUGGAGCUGAAGGUGUAUAAUUUCACCCUGCACGGGCACCACGACACCUUCAACACGGCCUACACCACCCUGGUGGGCUGUAUCCUCAGCGUGGUCCUGGUCCUCAUCUACCUGUACCUCACCCCAUGCCGCUGCUGGUGCCGGGGCGUGGAGAAGCCGUCCAGCCACCAAGGGGACAGCCUCAGCUCCUCCAUGCUUAGCACCACACCCAACCACGAGCCCGUGGCCGGUGAGGACAAGGACGAUGGUUUUGACCGGCGGGUGGCCUUCCUGGAGCCCGCCGGACCUGGCCAGGGUCAGAAUGGCAAGCUCAAGCCGGGCAACACCCUGCCGGUGCCCGAGGCGGCCGGCAAGGGUCAGCGGCGGCUGUCGGAUCCCGAGUCCGUCAGCUCAGUCUUCUCUGAUACACCCAUCGUGGUGUGAGCAGGACGGGUUGGUGGGGAGAUUGUGCCCCUGGAGAGGUAAUGCACCCCGGAAGGCUCCGAAGGGAUGGAGGAGAGGGCGGGCUGCUCCCAGACGGGUGGGUUCCCCCUGACCUCGAGGGAAUGGGUCGUGGGUACGACCGCAGGCAAGACCCCAGCCCGGGUGUGGCUGUCCGAGUUUUCAGAGGCGGAGGGCUGAAUGUGAGGUGCCUACUGCACCUGCCCUGAGGCCUGGCUCCAAGAGGCCGUAUCUGCGCUGGGGAGGAGAGAGGAAGGGCUGGGAGGAAGAGCGGAUUCCCUCAACUCGUCAGGGUCAUCCUUAGCUCCUUUGGAGAAAAUCAUAUUUUGGGGGGGAAACACCACUUUUUAUUUUUUUCCGCUUCUGUCUUGGCCCACCCACACCUGUGCUGUUGCGUGUGUUAGAGAGAGCUCGCCACACCUGGGAGAAGCUACAGUGAAUCUUCUGUGGCCAGGAAGUCACAUGGGAACAUGGGACAGCUGGGGAAAUGAGAACCUGUGGGAAACUGAGUCAGACGGGAAGGGUGGGCCUCAGUCAGAAACGCUCCCCACAGCUCAGCUGAGUCUUCCCUCUGCUGCCUUCCGCGUUCCCAGUGGGCCCUGGGGAAUCUGGGCGGGAGACUGGCCUGUUGCCAGUCAGAUGUGGCAACAGUGUGAGAUGUCGUGGCCUCUGGACCUCGGCCCAGGGACCAACGGUCCUGAGGGUGACAGUGUGAAAUGGGGAGGGGAUUCAGCAUCCCGGCACAAAAACGGGGGUGCAAACCCCAAAUAGGCCAUUUCUCUGACAGCUGACACCCGUGGCCAGUGGCCAUGUGUCAGAGCAAGGUGCGGUCACUGAAGGCAGAGGAGUUGGGGCCACUUGCCCCAGAUGUGAGGGGGGAGGUGGCUUCCCACCGGGAGGGGCAGCUGCGGGGGCCACGGCCUCCGUUGUGUAGCACCCAGUGGAGUGACCUGAUUUUCUGGGUCUGCUCUCUCCCCAGCCUCCUUAUCGUGCUCAGGUGGGGUUCGCUUAGGUGGGGUUCGCAGUUUUGCCUCAUCUGCUGCCCUGCAGACGUAGGAGGUGCUGAAAGGCCGGGCACCUGCUGGGCUAGAAAGGGUUUGGCUAGUCACCGUCACUGUCACCAGAGGGUUGGGAUGGAGCCAUCUCGCCCUCCCUGCCCCAACAGUUAGGAGGGUGAUUGGGUUCUGUGCUCUCCCCGUGACCCCCUUGGCACUCAUCUAGAGAUAUGAGGACACGGGGACCACAUCCGUCCAUGCUGUCCCUCAGCCAGAGGUCAAGUCUGACGUUCCAUGUCCUGGUGGUGAGGGCAGAGAAUGGCCCAGUGGACUGCCCAUGGAAUCAAGGAAUGCUGGGGAGCGCGGUCAUGGCGCCCUCUGUCCUACAGGCCCCAGGGGAUGGUCCCUUGGAGCUCUGGAGGGACUGGGCAAAGGUGAAAGCCUUUUCUGAUGCAGCCCCCCCUCCCCCUAGGGUCCCUGUCUGUUUGAGGUUGUCCAGAUUGUCUUGUUUCCUCAUCUUUUCUUUAGGUUCCAGCGAGUGUCACUUUCCUGUGGGGGCAGAUGUGGGCUGGGAGGGCCUGACCCCCACUGCCGCUAGGAGCGGGAGGGAGAUGGGUGCUGGCCGUGGAGAGGGAGCUGCCCGUGUGGGGCUGGGCUGCGAACAGGCUCCUGUGCUCCCCCAUGCAUGCACCUGCUUCCCUCGGGACCCUGCGUCCUGUCCCUGCUGACACCCACCGUGCAGAAUGGCCUUUCCCCAUGUGCACCUUCAGACCCGUGAGUUUCUUCCCUGUAGGAGAGACAGUGACCACGCCAGGCUCCCCCACUACAAACGCAGCUGUUUCUCCCUCCCACACUCUUGUGUUUUUGAUUUCUGAACUCCCUAAAGCUUCACCUUUGCGGCCCCAAACAACUUCUUUGCAAAGGCUGGUGUUAGCUGCACAGGCUGAGAACCCUGGCAGGGCCCCCAGAGUGAGGAGAUACCUUCAGACCCCUCAGAAACCUGCCUUGGAUCCAAGGCUGGAUAAGGGAGUGUAGAACUAGGUCACCGAUGGGCCCAGCAGGGAACUGGCAGGGUCCCCAGCAGCUCCAGUCACUCUUCCGACGUGACCUGUGGGGGUUUUAUUCCCGGGCUUCUGGGACUUUAGUGGUCAGAGCAGCAGUAUACAGAGACCCCCUCCUCAGACUCUCAGGGAACCUGAGCGACUCCUCACUGCAGCCUCUCAGCUGGGCCCUGGAAGGCUACUCUGAGGCGCUGAUGGUGUCAGUGGGGGCUGGGGACAUUCUCAGAACUCCUGAGCCAGUAGACCCAUCUUUUUCAUCUCAGAGAGUGAGAGAAAGCCUUGAGGCGUCCAGUCUCGCAACUCUGCCCACCCAGAGCCCCUUGGAAGAGACUGUCCCUGUCUGCCAUGCCCGGUUGAGAGUGGGCGCUGUGUGGGUCGUGGUUCCAGGUGACAAAACUGUUGGGGGAUUGGGUUCUCGGCAGACACCAGUGGGCUGGAACCCGGCCUCAGAAGCCUCCAGCCAAUUCCAAGGAAAGGCUGAGUGAGCACCCCAUAACCAACCCGGCUUGUGGGAAGCCGGUUCCCUGGGCAUGACAGGGCUUUAGUCUGUGAGUGUCCAUCACCUUUCCGCUUUGCUUAUAUUUACGGCUCUCCUUGGUUGAGGGGGUCCCGCCAGGGUGAGCUGAGACGAGUCCAGCUUCCUGUGUGUUCUCACCUCUGUACUCCCCUAUAGUCCUGUGGCACCGUCUCCAGAGUCUGGGAUCCCCUGACCCCACGUGUCUCCCACUGUGUGUCCCCAGGCUGGCCAAUCUUUGGAGCUUCCAGGCUCUGGAAACCAGACAAUGAUCAUUAAACCUGGCUUGAGUCUCUGUUCUA
This is a messenger RNA of Sorex fumeus (smoky shrew), 4588 nucleotides long. It is a transcript of the gene AMIGO1, whose product is annotated as adhesion molecule with Ig like domain 1. Gene Ontology annotation, biological process: brain development. The transcript has 2 exons. Gene Ontology annotation, molecular function: protein binding. Lineage: Eukaryota; Metazoa; Chordata; Mammalia; Eulipotyphla; Soricidae. The coding region runs from base 214 to 1698 and encodes 494 amino acids. The record is from RefSeq and is a predicted model, not a curated record.